AUGGGCAAGAAAAAGGUUCUCGUCUGUUACGGUGUGGAUAUCGAUGCCGUCGCCGGCUGGCUAGGCUCAUACGGGGGUGAAGACAGCACUAACGACAUUAGUCGAGGCAUCUGGGCGGGAACUAUCGGCACACGGCGUCUUCUUUCUCUAUUUGAGAAAUACAACAUCAAAGCCUCAUGGUUCAUUCCGGGCCACACCCUGGAGACGUUUCCAGAGGAGUGCGCCAUGGUCCGCGAUGCCGGUCAUGAAAUUGGUCUCCAUGGCUACAGCCACGAAAACCCUGUUGAUAUGACGUUUGAGCAACAACGAGAUGUCCUGGACAAAACAUGGAAGAUGCUAACAGACUUCUGUGGCGGAAAGCCACCAAAAGGUAGCGUUGCGCCUUGGUGGGAAACUAGUGAGGAGGGUACCGAGCUCCUUUUGAGUUAUGGUAUCGAGUAUGAUCACUCCAUGUCACACCAUGAUUAUCAAGCCUACUGGCUGCGGACUGGUGACGCCUGGACCAAGAUUGACUACACCAAAACGGCCGAAGAAUGGAUGAAGCCUCUUGUACGAGGAAAAGAGACUGGCCUCGUUGAGAUUUUUGGUUCCUGGGAUCGCGAUGAUCUACCUCCAAUGCAAUUCAUCAAGAACUCUGCCAACUCUCACGGCUGGGUGAAUCCAAGGGAUAUUGAGGCUGUCUGGAAAGAUCAGUUUGAUUACCUUUACAGAGAACACGAUGAAUUCAUUUUCCCAAUGACCAUUCACCCAGACGUUUCAGGAAAACCUCAUGUUAUUCUCAUGCACGAACGCAUAAUCGAGUACAUUAACAAGCAUGAGGGUGUUGAGUGGGUCACCAUGGGGGAGAUCAGUGAUGAUUUCAAGUCAAAUAACGCUGUUCCAGAAGGUGCAAGGUUGCCGGCUAGCAAGGAAGAGGUCAUGAAGAAAUACGAGGAAUGGAAGAAGUCACAGGCAUAG
Colletotrichum truncatum is the source of this 957-nucleotide messenger RNA. Its product is annotated as polysaccharide deacetylase family protein. Gene Ontology annotation, biological process: carbohydrate metabolic process. The record is from RefSeq and is a predicted model, not a curated record. NCBI's taxonomy places the organism in Eukaryota, Fungi, Ascomycota, Sordariomycetes, Glomerellales, Glomerellaceae. Gene Ontology annotation, molecular function: hydrolase activity, acting on carbon-nitrogen (but not peptide) bonds.